This is a messenger RNA of Dimorphilus gyrociliatus, 2582 nucleotides long. Lineage: Eukaryota; Metazoa; Annelida; Polychaeta; Dinophilidae. The record is from the annotation of a GenBank genome assembly.
CUGGUGUAAACAUAGAGGCGCAUUAUUGGUAUCCUAGCAACCAUACUUGGUUACCAAAAGAGAAGUACAACAAUGGCGUCAAAGAAAUUAUCCGACAUUUUGGAAUGUGAAAAACCUAAAUAUGAUAUUUCAGGCAAAUUAUCAAAUUUGUCAUUUAAUCCAUUUUGUAAUAUGGAUGUUGAAGUAGUAAAAAAGCUGAUAAGAGAUAAAAUGUAUGAUGCAAAAAGAAUGGAAAUAUAUGAAUGGAUGGACGAAAAAUCAGAAAAUAGAAAUGAUAUUUUUCUCACAAUGAUAAUGAUAUACAGACUUGACCAUAAUAGAAGAAAAGUAAUAAUGUCCGAUUUAAAUGUUGUUGGCGAAGUGCCAAAGUUAUAUAUCUUUGCGCACGAAACAAUUUUAGCAAGUGAUAUUGAAAAUAUAUUUUCACCUUUAAGAGAUAUUCAAAAUUUGGUUUGGAAUGGAACAAACUGUUCAGCAGAAUUCAGUAGAAAGUGUUAUGAAGAUGGAGUUGUUGAGUCCAUUGUUAAAGUUUUAUUAACAAAUUGGAGAUUUUCAUCAAAAAAUCUUACUAAUGAAACAUUUGAUUCAUGCGACACACAAUUCAGGCGUCUAUUAGUUGGUUAUUUAACAAUUUUGGAUAAUGUAUUAAGAUUUAAUCUGGAUUUAAGAGAUUCAAUAAGUGAUUUUGGAAGUAAAGAAAUAAUUUGUAAAUUAAGGGAAAAUUUAAAAGAUGAUUGGAAAACAUCUCUUGAUACUAGGUGUUUAACAAUUCUAUCAUAUCUUAUCAAUAAAGAUGAAAUUGAAAUGAUUAAGAUGAAUGAUAUAAAUACUUCAGAAAUCCAAAAUAAUUUGAAUUAUUGUUUAAAGUCUAAAAAUCAUCUUGAUAAUAGCUUAUAUCCACUCAGUGACAGUCUUAUAGCAAUCAAUCAUCUAGCAGUAAAUGAUGAAAAUAAACAACUCAUGUCAAGAUAUAUUCCAUUUUUGUUGGUUAUUCUUCAAGAAGCAUUAAAUUCAUUUGAACAAAAAUCAGCUGUAGAGUGUCUCAAAACUCUUAUCUCAAAUGCAGAUUGUAAAAAAUUACUACAGGAGAAAGAUUCUUUGAAAAUUUUAGAAAAUCUGUCAGAAAAUGGUAUGAGUUUAACUGUUAAAACUAUGACAAAAAACCUUAUAAAACAAAUUCAUUCUACUAAAUUGAAUUCAAAAGAAUUGAUAAAUCAAGAAAAAGUAGCGACAAAGAGGACGCAACCAUUAACAAGAGGAUAUCUAAGCAGUAAGAAAAAAUGCUGACUCAGAAUAAACAGGGAAAUUGUCAAUUCAUUCAAUCAACAUAUCUUUCUAAAAAUUGAACUUGUAUUGUAUUCAUUUGUUUUUUUCAAAGAUGUAAAAAACAAAUGGGAUGUACUUUGUCAAAAUGAGACAUUUAGGGUAAUUAUGAGAAUAUUUCACCUGAUCCCAGUGAUUCAAUGUCCUAUGGUUCAUACUUGGCCAGGUAAAGUUCUCUAAAAUCUGAUUCAAUGGUUUGCAAUAAUUGCAAUACUUUAUUGACAGUAUUAAUCCUCUUACAAAUUUACUUCCUCAAACUUUAAGGUAGUCGCUGUCCAAUGAAAUUUAUAAAAAAAAGUGGGUAUUACUAAAUUCAGGUUUGAAUAAGACUUUACCAGUAAUAUUUGUAAUUUUAACAAAAGUAGUCUUAACAAAUGUAAUUUCGGUAGAAAUUAAUCAGCAAAAUGGCAGUAUUUCAUUUAAAGGAUAUGUAUUGAGUAAAUGAGUUUCUAGUUCUAAAUUAGCAAGUUUAAGAUGUAACAAGUUUGACAUGCAUUUUUUUGGGAUCCGGACAGUUGACCCCCAUCAGGGUCAAUCAACUUUUGUAUAUAAUUCCAUUUACUCAGACCUAUUUAUUAUCAAUAAGAUAAAUCUUAGUCAUAUCACCAAUAGCUCUUUGGAUUAGCUUGAAUUUUCAAUAAUUAACUCAUAUUAUAGUUGAAAGUUAUUUAAACAGAAUUGAAUGUAAUUUCAAUUUGAAAAUGCAAUAAGCAGAACAAAAAUAGCAAAACUUACUCCAAUAACGAUUGCAAUACCAGCAAAAGAUUUUGCUAAAGAAGAUUGUCUUUUUGCUUUUUCAUAACAUCCUUGUUCUCUUGCACCUCUGCUUCCAAUACUUAGAAUUAAUGAAAUAAUUCCAAAAAAGAAACAAAAAAAUAUGGAAACUAUACUUAAAAUCUACAAAAAAAAAUAAAAAAAAUAAUUUUUAAAAAUGACAAUAUAAAAAUAAUUAAUAAUCAUUGGACUUUACCAUAUAAUCAGGAAUAUAUGGGUGUUGUGGUUGUUGUAUUAUUAUCCAACUCUGUUGUUGAUUGGUAACAACUAUAUCAUUAGUGUUGGCUAUAACACUAGCAUAAUUUGGAGGGGGAGAACAAGAUCUAUCUCUAUUCAUUUUAUCAGCAAUUCUAUUAUCCAUACUGUGAGAAAUAAUAUUUUUGAAAACAACACAAAUCUUCUAAACAGAAAAAAAACACUGAAUGUGCAUUAAGAAAAAAACUAGUGUUGAUUUUUAUAGUUGGACAUAUAUAUAUAUAUAUAUA